GGGCAAAUGUACUUAUAUAACGGCAGUAGCUAGAGCGCGCGACACUUUACACAAUAUAUAAAGCUGUGCUUGAACAUCUGAUCAAUCAUUCUUUCACUCAAUCCCACAGAGUGAUCGUCAGAUGGACUUUUCCCGACACAGUGGUCUCGAUAGUUGCCAAUCACCCGAGGAUAUUUCCAGAAUUGUUCCAAAUACCAAAAGGACGUUUUUGUGAUUAAUUUUUUUUUUUGUGUGAGAAGUGCUUCAGGAAGUGAUUUUUUCAGGCCAGUGAAAGUGUUUUGUGAGGAUUCUGUUUAGCAUUUCCCGGAGGCAUUUUUAGCUAAUCAGCAUGAUAUCGAAAGUUUUCCUGUUCACAACGAAGCGCUUCCCGCGCCAGAUUGCUCAACAUGUGAAGCGUAUGGCAACGGCAUCUGAGGCAGGACUUAAGUACAGUCACCUGAGGACCGUUAAUGGAGAUCCUGCACGAUUGUCACCUAAAGUACGGGCUUUUGUGGAGGAAUCUGCAGCUCUCUGCCAGCCAGAUAAAAUUCACAUUUGCGAUGGAUCAGAUGCUGAGAAUAAUGAACUCCUCGCAACGCAACAGCGUCAGGGAACCAUUAUCCCAUUGCCCAAGUACGACAACUGCUGGCUGGCACGCACAAAUCCCGCCGAUGUUGCACGUGUGGAGUCUAAGACAUUUAUCUGUACAGAGAGGCGUGAGGAGACAGUACCAACGCCCAAGGCUGGCGUCACGGGCACUCUUGGCAAUUGGAUGCCACCACAGGAAUAUGAGAAAGCCAUUUCUCAGCGAUUUCCCGGCUGCAUGAAGGGAAGGACAAUGUAUGUGGUGCCUUUCUCAAUGGGACCUGUUGGAUCACCUCUAUCGAAGAUUGGAGUAGAGAUUACGGACUCUCCCUACGUUGUGGCUUCUAUGAGAAUCAUGACACGAAUGGGUAGCAAUGUGAUGGAACAACUCUACGAUGGUGAUGAAUUUGUGAGGUGUCUGCAUUCAGUUGGAACUCCUGCAUCUGGUGUGGUCGAUAUGCCUUCCUGGCCAUGCGAUCCCGAACGCACGAUCAUCCUUCACAAACCUGCCCUCAAUGAGAUCGUCUCCUAUGGAUCGGGAUACGGUGGAAAUUCACUUUUGGGAAAGAAAUGUUUCGCCUUGAGGAUUGGCAGCACCAUCGCCCACAGGGAAGGUUGGUUGGCUGAACACAUGUUGAUCCUGGGAAUUACAAAUCCACGUGGUGAGAAGCGCUACAUCGCAGCAGCAUUCCCUUCAGCCUGCGGAAAGACCAAUUUGGCCAUGCUGACCCCAACUCUUCCUGGAUACAAAGUUGAAUGCGUUGGAGAUGACAUUGCAUGGAUGAAAUUCGAUUCACAGGGUCAAUUGAGAGCCAUCAAUCCUGAGAAUGGUUUCUUUGGCGUAGCACCGGGCACAUCAAUGGCCACCAAUCCCAAUGCCAUGGCCACAGCUUUCAAGAACACGGUAUUCACGAAUGUGGCUUCAACUUCUGACGGAGGAGUUUAUUGGGAGGGAAUGGAUGAGGUGGCUGAAGGAGUAAAGAUCACAGACUGGCAGGGACGUCCAUGGAAGAAGGGAGAAACCAAGACAUCAGCAGCUCAUCCCAAUUCGAGAUUCUGUUCUCCAGCAGCUCAAUGCCCAAUUAUUGACGGAGCAUGGGAGGAUCACCAAGGUGUCCCAAUUAGUGCAAUUUUGUUUGGCGGAAGACGUCCAGCAGGCGUUCCAUUGGUCUAUGAGGCUAACUCUUGGGCACAUGGAGUCUUUCUGGGAGCUGCAAUGAGGAGCGAAGCCACAGCUGCUGCUGAGCACAAGGGUAAGGUCAUCAUGCACGAUCCCUUUGCUAUGCGUCCCUUCUUCGCCUACAACUUCGGACACUACCUGGAUCAUUGGCUAAGCAUGGAGAGUCGAUCUAGUCGCUUGCCUAAGAUCUUCCACGUUAACUGGUUCCGCAAGGACAACAAUGGGAAUUUCAUGUGGCCAGGAUUUGGAGAGAACUCAAGGGUACUCGACUGGAUUAUCCGACGGAUUGACAACGAACCUUGCUUCCAGGACACAGCAAUUGGACGAAUUCCCAGCCGAGGAGCCCUCAAUGUUGAAGGACUCAAACAACCCAUUGAUCUGGAUACUCUGUUCUCCAUUCCCAAAGCUUUCUGGACUCAGGAAGUUGAAGAGAUUGCUAAGUACUUCGAUAAUCAAGUGGGAAAGGACCUUCCCGAAGCCAUUGGAAGGGAGUUGAGCGACCUCAGGAAACGGAUCAAUGAUAUUAAGGAAUAGGAAUCUCAAGGAAGCAAAGAAUUCACAAUAAAUAAUAGGCUUUAGGUCACAAAACGAUAGUUAAAAGACACUAACGACUUCCCCCUAGAAAUAGGGGACCUGAGAGAUGCUAUAAGAUUUUGUACAUUAUUAAAGAUUUUUUUGUGAUAAAACACAUUGUUUUAGCGAUAGGUGCAUAAUAAAGAAUAACAUUUUUAAUAAAAAAA
Phlebotomus papatasi is the source of this 2484-nucleotide messenger RNA. Its product is annotated as phosphoenolpyruvate carboxykinase [GTP]-like. Gene Ontology annotation, biological process: cellular response to insulin stimulus; cellular response to dexamethasone stimulus; hepatocyte differentiation. The record is from RefSeq and is a predicted model, not a curated record. The transcript is spliced from 4 exons. The coding region runs from base 329 to 2278 and encodes 649 amino acids. Lineage: Eukaryota; Metazoa; Arthropoda; Insecta; Diptera; Psychodidae. Gene Ontology annotation, cellular component: cytosol. Gene Ontology annotation, molecular function: manganese ion binding; GTP binding; phosphoenolpyruvate carboxykinase (GTP) activity.